AUGGGCAGUCUAAGGGAAAAUGGUUCCAGAAUCACAGAACCACCGAGGAAACUGCUGGAAGAGUGCUGUGACCCUGGGCAGCUCUUUGCUAUGACAAAGCUGAACUCCCCGAUGGGAAAGAACCUCUGGUUUGAUGGGGAGUUUUUAUAUUCUUUCACUAUUGACAAUGCAACUUACUCUCUCUUCCCACAGGCUACUCCCUUCCAGCUGCCACUGAAGAAAUGCUCCGUGGUGGGAAACGGUGGGAUCCUGAAAAAGAGCGGCUGCGGCAAACAAAUAGAUCAAGCAGAUUUUGUCAUGCGGUGCAACCUUCCUCCUCUAUCCAGUGAAUACAGCAAGGACGUCGGAUCGAAAACUCAGCUGGUGACUGCAAAUCCCAGUAUAAUCCAGAAAAGGUUCCAGAAUCUUCUGUGGUCUCGAAAAGCAUUUGUGGACAGUGUGAAGGUUUACAACCGCAGCUACAUCUACAUGCCAGCCUUCUCAAUGAAGACGGGGACAGGACCCUCCCUACGUGUCUACUACACCCUGGAGGACUUCGGUGCCAAGCAGGCGGUCCUUUUCGCCAACCCCAAUUUCCUGCGUGACAUUGGCAAGUUCUGGAAGGGCAAAGGUAUCCAUGCCAAGCGGCUUUCCACGGGACUUUUCCUAGUCAGUGCUGCCCUUGGUCUGUGUGAAGAAGUAACAAUUUAUGGCUUCUGGCCGUUCUCUGUGGACCUGCACAGGAAGUUUAUUAGCCAUCAUUACUAUGACAAUGUUUUGCCCGACUCCGGAUUCCACGCCAUGCCGGAGGAAUUUCUACAGCUCUGGUUUCUUCAUAAAAGUGGUGUACUGAGAAUGCAGCUAGAACCAUGUGAGGACCCUUUAAUCUAG
Messenger RNA from Egretta garzetta (little egret), 870 nucleotides. RefSeq names its product ST8 alpha-N-acetyl-neuraminide alpha-2,8-sialyltransferase 1 (gene ST8SIA1). Bases 1 to 870 code for a protein of 289 amino acids. Lineage: Eukaryota; Metazoa; Chordata; Aves; Pelecaniformes; Ardeidae. Gene Ontology annotation, biological process: oligosaccharide metabolic process; N-glycan processing. Gene Ontology annotation, molecular function: alpha-N-acetylneuraminate alpha-2,8-sialyltransferase activity. The transcript is spliced from 5 exons. The record is from RefSeq and is a predicted model, not a curated record.